GUCCCAGACCAAGGACCCUUUAGAUAGCAGCUGUCUGCUGUGUCCCUUUAUCUAAAUCACACUGCUGCUCUAAUUCCCUGGGACACUUUCCUGCGGCCCUGCACCAUCUUCACCUUUACCUCAGCACCUUGUCCUGAUGGAACCUGCACAACCAGCUCAGGAUUCCUUCUUGCUCUCCCUGGCUUCUGGCAGCACUACCUUCCCCAUGGUGCUGCAGCUCCCUCAGCCAGCCGCACACCAGCCACACUCCUCCAAUUCUAGCAAGGUGAAGCCACAGCUGGAAAAGAAAGUGCACAAGACAUAUCCAGUCUUUGUAGCCAAAAAGUAUAGAUAUCUGGAAAACAUAGUUGGUGCAAGCCACUACCUCAUUAAGGUCUCCGUCAGCAACCCUGCGCAUGAGUGUGUACACUUGUAUGUGGUACAAGUGGUUCUUCCUCCCCCAGUGGAUUCAGAACUCACCAAGUAUCAGCUGAACAAAACCGAAGAUGAUCCACUGGUGCCAAUUUGAUUGAGAUGCUUGGGACGGGCUCUUCUGUUGCUCUUUCUGCAGACUCCCAGCUCAUACAACCAGUGCCAAUACAUGAACGAAAAUAAAAUGUAACUGAUUUUGAAAACUAA
Molecule: messenger RNA, 618 nt
Organism: Mauremys reevesii (Reeves's turtle)
Lineage: Eukaryota; Metazoa; Chordata; Testudines; Geoemydidae
Product: cystatin-A1-like
Exons: 3
Coding region: 137-508 (123 amino acids)
Source: RefSeq, a predicted model, not a curated record